Molecule: messenger RNA, 1460 nt
Organism: Drosophila rhopaloa
Lineage: Eukaryota; Metazoa; Arthropoda; Insecta; Diptera; Drosophilidae
Product: fibrinogen-like protein 1
Exons: 3
Coding region: 121-1200 (359 amino acids)
Source: RefSeq, a predicted model, not a curated record
CAGCGAUUUCUAAAGGGUCAAAAAAGCAUUGUAAUCUCAUGUGCAUUAUCUCUGUUUAUAAGUAAAUUGCAUGUUAAUUUUGUUCAGAUCAGUCUAGAAUUGACGUCUCUAUCGGUCGCAAUGAAAUCGGAGUGUUUGGUGAUAGUUUUAAUGUUUUUUCUUUUUGAAGAACAUCCGUUUACUGAUGCUAACUCAAUCAAAGAUUUGCAACAGGAUCCAUCUAAUCAGUUUAUUAAAAGCGAAUGCAAUGAGUAUUGCUUUUUGAUUUUUAAGCCUGUUCUUGAUCAUUUCGUACAACUUAAAGUAGCUUCUGAUACCAACCAGGAACUGAAAAGUCAAGUAAAUACCAUGAAAGAGACUAUAUUACACUUGCAGAGUCAGUUGGCAAUGAAAGAAGAAUUUAUAAAUGCGAAAAAUGAGCAAGCCAAGGCCCACGAUGAACACCUUAAAAAUAGAGAUGAACAAAUAUUGGACCUAAGAAAUCAUAUUAAAUCGAUUGAGACAUCUCUAACUGAAAAAUCGAAACUGCUUUUGGAAUGCCAGAAAGCAGAUGACAAUUUACCUGACUCAUGUCCCAGUGGCAGUCCCAAUGGCAUUUACCAAAUAAAACUUCGCGGCCUUGAAGCAUUUAAAGUGCCUUGCGUGUCGUCUCCAUCUGGUUGGACUGUGAUUCAGAGGCGUCUUGACGGAUCCGAGAACUUCGAUCGAAACUGGGAUGAUUAUAAAAGAGGAUUUGGGAACAUAAGCGGAGAAUUUUUCAUUGGACUGGAAAAAUUGCAUCGGAUGACAGAAGCACGACCCCACGAACUCUACAUCAAGCUUGGGAUGGUUAAUGGAUCCACCAGCUACGCUCAAUAUGACGACUUUAAAGUUGGCCAUGAGGACGAAUUUUACCAGCUUAAAAAUCUAGGAAAAUAUUCUGGUAAUGCCGGAGACUCCCUUACAGUCCAUAAAAUCCAAAAGUUUUCCACAUUUGAUCGGGAUAAUGACGAAUAUAACGGAAAUUGCGCUGGGAAUGAAAAUGGUGGUUGGUGGUUUUACAGCUGUUCUAUAAGUUCCCUCAAUGCAAAAUAUUAUAAAGAUGGAAAAUAUGUAGAUGGUGGAACUUCAAACUCAAUAAAUUGGGGUACAUGGCAUAACUACGACUGGAACAUAUCACUUACCUUUGUGGAAAUGAUGAUUAGACCUACAUCAUUGUGAACUGCAGUUCUUAACUAUCAAAAACCAUAAUUUCAAUCCAAAAGUUGUGAAUUUAAUAAUCUUAAUUCUGUCAGUUAUAAACUAUUUUGCUUUCGAUCAAAUGUAAGUUUCGGAGAGUUCAAAAUAUUCCUGUAUUCCAUUACUACGAUUACUAUGAUUACGAUUAUCUAAGAGGCGCUAAUGGUGCUUGAUUCUGGCUGAAUAUUACAUCAUGUAAUGAAUUUUUAUGCGAUAAAUGAUUUAAUAAUAUUUUCUUGCUA